AUGGCACUCUCAAUUCCCAAAGUCGUCCACCAGUGGACUGUAGGCGACGGAGAAGGAUUUGAUGCUUUGCAGUAUUCUGAACAGCCGCUCCCUGAAUUGGGAGACAGUCAGGUAUUGGUGAAAUGUGAUUUGCUUCUCAAGUACCGUGACCUUAUGAUAGCACAAGGGAAAUCAAUUCACCCUGUAGCUCCAAACGUUAUACCAGGGUCGGAUGGAGCUGGCACUGUUGUCGCAGUUGGCAAACACGUUCGUCGCUUCACUCCGGGCGACAGAGUUGUCACGGCGUUUUUCCAGGACUAUGUCGGUGGGCCGUUCCAACUCUCCGCGGCCAUCUCAGCGCUCGGAGGAGCGCUGGAUGGUACGCUUCGUACUUACGGAGCCUUUAAUGAACAGGGAUUGGUUCGAAUUCCAUCAAUCUUAAGCUCUCUGGAAGCUUCAACACUGACUUGUGCUGGAGUCACCGCGUGGAGCGCUCUUUUUGGGCUGUCCGACUAUAGGGUGAGUGCUGGAAAAUGGGUUCUGACGCAGGGAACGGGAGGCGUCAGCGUGUUUGCGCUACAGUUCGCAAAGGCAGUUGGUGCUAGAGUCGUCGCAACUACGAGUUCUAGUGACAAAAUCGAUUUUCUGAAAGGUCUUGGUGCUGAUCAUGUUAUCAACUACAAAGAAGACGCCGAAUGGGGCACCACUGCCAAAGCGCUGACCGGUGGAAGCGGCUUUGAUCAUAUUGUCGAGGUUUCUGGACCAGUGUCUAUGAGACAGAGUCUGAAGGCCGUCGCAAUUGGUGGCGUCAUCAAUAUUGUUGGGUAUUUGGGAGGUUCCAGUGGUGAUCAGCCGAGCUUCUCGGACUGCUUCCAGCACAGAUGCAUCGUGCGGCCGAUUGCGGUGGAAUCUAGAAUCGUGCUGGAAGAGCUGUGUCGUGCGAUUGAGGCAAACCCAGAGAAGCUUCGGCCCGUCGUUGACUCUAAAGUUUUCCGGCUGGAUCAGCUCAAAGAAGCUUGUGAAUACCAGUGGUUGGGCAAGCACAAGGGAAAGGUGUGUGUUGAGAUUUCUUAG
Trichoderma harzianum CBS 226.95 is the source of this 1053-nucleotide messenger RNA. RefSeq lists its product as hypothetical. The record is from RefSeq and is a predicted model, not a curated record. The transcript has 2 exons. Gene Ontology annotation, molecular function: oxidoreductase activity. Bases 1 to 1053 code for a protein of 350 amino acids. NCBI's taxonomy places the organism in Eukaryota, Fungi, Ascomycota, Sordariomycetes, Hypocreales, Hypocreaceae.